AUGGAUAAUAGAGAUUUCGCUGCAAGCAAUCUCACUUUCUCUGGAAGUUUGUUAUUCGCAAUAAUUUGCUAAAUCUAUGUCUAUAGAAAGACUGAUGGAGAAAGAGCUGCAUCAAACGCAGUGGUUGCAAGAGGGAAUGCUACAAUAUCCUAAGAUAAUCAAUAUUCUGAGGAAGAGAUGGAAUACUAUAAGUAUUUGGGAGUAAUCUUCUCUAUCAUGGUAGCAUGCUAAAAUUCUUGCAGAGCUACCAUAAACAAAAUUUGCUGGAAAUACUACAAACUUGAUCCAUUUCUAGGAUAGAUGGACUCAGGAUUUUAGUCUGGUAUUUUUUCUCUUGUUCUUGUGAUAAUUUACUUGAUAUAAGAUCAUCCAUCAAUGACUUUUCAUGAUGCAAUCAUAGCUUUCUUUGCAAGUGUUAUUGGAUUUAUUUGUAGUAUUACAUGCUUCAUCGCCGUUUCUAAAGGAGCUUCAGGCCCUAAUAGCACUAUUUUCUAGCUCUAAAGCUUGUUUUAUAUGCUAUUAGAGGCAGUUAUCCUAUUCAAGUUCCCAACAAUCAUUUAGUUUUUAGCUAGCUUAUUAACUCUCUUAGGACUCAAGAUCAAAAUGGGAAAUUCUUUCAAAGCUCAGAAAAAGACAGAUAACUUGUCAUAGGAAUUUUAUCUUAACCAAAGUAUUAUUAAGUUUUUUACUUAAUGGAGUUUCAGGUCAAAAUAUAAUAAAAAUUUUCCAGAAGAAUAAUAUAUUUUGGAGACAAACCAACUAUUUAUUGAGGACUCUGGAGGAGUUUCAGCUGUCCCAAUUCAUUAUGAUAUCACUGAUAGAGAUCUAUAAUAGCUUUUGGAGAAAGUAAAUGGUGUUCAUUUCACAGGAGGAGGCUUGAAUUUAAUUGACAAAGAAACAGGCGAGAAACACGUUUAUUAUAAAACUGCUUCAAAAUAUGGCAUUAUUCGAUAGAAUAAAAAGAUAGGUUUGGAGUUAAUUUUCCUCUCACUGGCGUUUGCUAAGGAUUUGAAUUGUUUGCACUUGGAACAAAGAGAGAAAUGUUAUUUUCAAAGACAAAGAACCUCAGCAAACGUCAAAGAUGUUUAAAGAUUUGACCUUCUUGUCUUGAAAUAAAUGUAAACGCAAGAUAUCUCAUUCCAUCUUCACUAAUGGGGUAUCCUUUAUGAUGACUAUCUAGCUAACGAGGAUCUGCACUAAUUCUUUAAGGUAAAUGCAAUUGACUAUGAUGUAAAUGACAGAAAGUAUCUGACUUAAAUAGAAGCUAGGAAAUAUCCAAUUUAUGCAAUAAUGUUCCACCCAGAGUAUCAAGUAGUACAUGUUAAUGAAACAGCUCAUAAAAACUUCCUUACUGUUGAAAAUCAAUAUACCCACUAUGUCUUUAAACACAUCUCAAAGUUUAUACACUAAGAAGCUGCAAAAAAUGAUCAUGAAUAUGGCCUUGGUCUAGAAAAUGAUGCUUUGAGAAAUUAUGAUACCUACUCUUACAUUGUGACAAAGGGUGUUGAAAUAAAUGCUUUUGCUAUUCCUGAUAAAUAUAAAAAAGAGUAGUGA
Messenger RNA from Stylonychia lemnae, 1554 nucleotides. NCBI's taxonomy places the organism in Eukaryota, Ciliophora, Spirotrichea, Sporadotrichida, Oxytrichidae. The record is from the annotation of a GenBank genome assembly.